AUGGAAAAUCCAGAGAUUGAUAGAGACAUUGUUAAUUUUGUCUCCGAUCAGCUCCAAAAUGACACGAAACUUCGGAGGUGGAAUACUCGACAUGCCGAGAUUCAGGAGCAAUUGACACAAAAAGCACAGGGAGUAUAUGUUCAAUGUCAGCUUACGGAAAUCAAACGGGCACUGAACCGAAACCAGCUUGACCGUUUUCUACACGCUCUUCCUCGAGAUUUGGAUGAAACAUACGAGCGGAUUCUGAGCAGCAUCGAUGAAGCCUAUGUUCAUGACGUACGUCGGAUUUUGACUUUGCUUUGCUUCUCCACACGGCCUCUCACUAUUGAUGAGCUACUUGAUGCUCAUGCAGUGGAUCUUGGUGCCCCUCCGCAUCUUGAUCGUGAGGGCCGACUGUUGGAGCAAAAUGAUAUCAUUGAUAUAUCAGUGGCUACUAAACUUGAGAAUCUAUCGGAAACGGUCAAUGCUGAAGGUGGGUGGAAUUGCCAUGCUCUCCAGGCUGCUUCUGCUAGAGGACAUGUUGAGAUCGUACAGACACUACUAGACCACGGCGCUGAUGUCAAUGCCCAAGGUGGUUUUUAUGGCAAUGCCCUGCAGACUGCAUCCUCUUAUGGCCAUGAAGUGGUGGUGCAGAUGCUACUAGAUCAUGGCGCCGAUGUCAAUGCCCAAGGUGGGCGCUUUCGCAAUGCCCUUGAGGCUGCAUCAUUUGAGGGUCAUGAGAAGGUGAUAGAGAUGUUACUAAGUCAUGGUGCUGAAGUCAAUGCCAAGUAUACAAACUCUAACCCAUUUGCAUGGUAUGGCAAUGCUCUCCAUAUUGCUUCUGCUGAAGGAUAUGUUGGGAUCGUGCAGAAAUUGCUAGAGAAAGGAGCCGAAGUCAAUGCUCAAGAGGGAAGAUUUGCCAAUGCUCUCCAGGUUGCUUCUGCUAGCGGAUAUGUUGAGAUUGUGCAGAUGUUACUAGACAAAGGAGCUGAUAUCAAUGCUCAAGGCGGAGAAUAUGGCAAUGCUCUUCAGGCUGCUUCUGUCAAAAACGUUGAGAUCGUGCAGAUGUUACUAGAGAAAGGAGCUGAUAUCAAUGCUCAAGGUGGAAGAUAUGGCAAUGCUCUCCAGGCUGCUUCUGCUAGCGGAUAUGUUGAGAUUGUGCAGAUGUUACUGGACAAAGGAGCUGAUAUCAAUUCUCAAGGCGGAGAAUAUGGCAAUGCUCUCCAGGCUGCUUUUAUCAGAGAAAAUUAUGAGAUCGUGCAGAUAUUACUAGAGAAAGGAGCUGAUAUCAAUGCUCCAGGCAGUAUUCAUGGCAAUGCUCUUCAGGCUGCUUCUAUCAGAGGAAACGUUGAGGUCGUGCAGAUGUUACUAAAGAAAGGAGCUGAUAUCAAUGCUCAAGGCGGAAAGUAUGGCAAUGCUCUUCAGGCUGCUUCUAUCAGAGGAAACGUUGAGAUCGUGCAGAUGUUGCUAGAGAAAGGAGCUGAUAUCAAUGCUCAAGGCGGAGAAUAUGGCAAUGCUCUUCAGGCUGCUUCUGCCAGCGGAUAUAUUGAGAUCGUGCAGACGUUGCUAGAGAAAGGAGCUGAUAAUGCUCAAAAUGGGAGACAUGGCAAUGCUCUUCAGGCUGCUUCUGCUAGAGGACAUGUUGAGAUCGUGCAGACGUUGCUAGAGAAAGGAGCUGAUAAUGCUCAAGAUGGGAGACAUGGCAAUGCUCUCCAGUCUACUUUGACCAAGCAAGUACCGGAAAACUAUGUGUAA
Messenger RNA from Talaromyces amestolkiae, 1734 nucleotides. RefSeq lists its product as uncharacterized. Gene Ontology annotation, molecular function: protein binding. NCBI's taxonomy places the organism in Eukaryota, Fungi, Ascomycota, Eurotiomycetes, Eurotiales, Trichocomaceae. The coding region runs from base 1 to 1734 and encodes 577 amino acids. The record is from RefSeq and is a predicted model, not a curated record. The transcript is spliced from 3 exons.